This is a messenger RNA of Vigna umbellata (rice bean), 483 nucleotides long. NCBI's taxonomy places the organism in Eukaryota, Viridiplantae, Streptophyta, Magnoliopsida, Fabales, Fabaceae. The record is from RefSeq and is a predicted model, not a curated record.
AUGGACGAGGUUGUCGCCGAUGGAGUUCACGUGAUUUUGCUCUCUGUCGGCGAGUCAGGGUACUCACCGCAGUAUUUCCGUGAUUCGAUCGCUUUGGGAGCUUUCGGCAUUGCUCGUCACAAUGGGAAGAUUGUUGUUUGCGACAGGGGUGGGAAUGCUAGGGUUGAGAAGGGGAGUGCAGUGAAGCUUGCCGGUGGGUUGGGAAUGAUUUUCACUAACCCUGCCGAGAAUGGUGAAGAGCUUCUUGCCAAUGUGCAUCUUUUGCCAGCUACCAUGGUGGGUCAAAUUGUAGGGGAUGAGAUCAAGGAGUGUAUAAGGUUGAGUCAGUACCCAACUACGACUACUGAGUUUAAAGGAACUAUGAUUGGGGGUUCUCCUUCUGCUACUCAAGUUGCUUCAUUUUCUUCUACUAAAACUCUAUGUUCCCUAAUUUCGAACAAGAACAACAAACUCACUAACCCUAUUUUCUCCAAUUUUCCCUAA